AUGGUCGACAUCCACAAGGUCCGCCGCUCCAACACCGAAUACUUCCCCAACCUCCCCUUUGUCGCCGUAUUUGUAGGCGGAACGCAAGGAAUCGGACGUUACGCCGUCGAGGAGCUCGCAAAGCUCUACUCGCAGCCCAUCCUGCGAGUCUACAUCCUCGGGCGCAACAAAACGUCAGCAGACGAGGUGCUCGCAUCCUGCCGCCGCCUCUGUCCGCACGGCAAGUUCACCUUCGUGCAAGCUCGCAACCUCGCGCUGCUGGAAGACGUCGACGCAACAUGCGCCGAGAUCAUCCGACUCGAGCGGCAAGAAGAUCAUCCGCGCAUCGAUCUACUCGUCCAAACGCAGGCGCAAAUCCACUUCGGAGCUCGACGGGACACGCCAGAAGGCCUGGAUCAGCAGCUGUCGCUCCUCUACUACUCCCGAAUCCGAUUCAUCACCCAGCUCAUGCAACUCCUCGAAGCGUCAACGGUACCAAGUGGAGCGCGAGUGGUUUCCAUCGACGCCGCCGGUGCCGAGAGCAUCCUCCUCCGCGAUGAUCUGUCCCUCCGAGACCCUCAACAUUACAGUAUCAUGAACGCCAAGUCUCACGCCGCCUACAUGACCACCAUGGCCUUCGAGCACCUCGCCUCCCAGCACCGGCGUGUAGGCUUAGUGUACAUGUAUCCUGGCCUGGUAUUCGGGCCCGCACAUUACGAUCCGCAGCUCCCGUGGUGGUUUAAAGCAGGGCGAAUGCUGUUGGAGCCGCUGCUGCGCUGGUCUUUCGCCACACCCUCAGCAGACUCCGGAGCGAGGACUCUGUUUCUUGCUUCUGCUUGUUUUGCAUCCGCCCAGAACUCCUCGUCGGGGGAGCUAGCGCCAGGGACUGACGGCUCUAUCGGCAGUGGAUGCUAUGCGGUUGGGAGGCUGAAUGAGAAUCUUGCCACUGACAAGUAUACCAGAAAGUAUGCCACGCUUAGGGACGAAGAAUUGAUGGACUUGGUUUGGAAGCAUACAACCGACGCGUUUGAUACCAUCUCAGGAGGCAACAGAUUCGACUCAUAA
This is a messenger RNA of Neohortaea acidophila, 1044 nucleotides long. RefSeq lists its product as uncharacterized. Gene Ontology annotation, biological process: secondary metabolic process. The coding region runs from base 1 to 1044 and encodes 347 amino acids. NCBI's taxonomy places the organism in Eukaryota, Fungi, Ascomycota, Dothideomycetes, Mycosphaerellales, Teratosphaeriaceae. The transcript has a single exon. The record is from RefSeq and is a predicted model, not a curated record.